AUGUAUUAUUUUCCUUUAACUCCACGUCUACAAAGGUUGUAUGCAUCUAAUGCAACAGCAAAACAUAUGAGAUGGCAUUCAGAGCAUGAAAGAGAUGGUGUCAUGCGUCACCCCUCAGACUCUCCUGCUUGGAAACAUUUUGAUCAGACGUAUCCACAUUUUGCAUCUGAAGUUAGAAAUGUUAGAUUGGGUUUGUCUACUGAUGGGUUUCAACCAUUUGGUCAAUCAGGCCAACAAUAUUCCUCUUGGCCUGUGAUAGUUACACCAUAUAAUUUACCACCUUGGAUGUGCAUGAAGGAUGAAUACAUGUUUUUAUCUGUGAUGAUACCUGGUCCAAAAAAUCCAAAACAGAAAAUUGAUGUCUUUUUAAAAGUCUCAUGGUUUGACAAUCACAAAAAGUUUUUACCACCAGAUCAUCCAUGGCGAAAAAACAAAAAGUGGUUCAAGAAGGGUCAAAUAGUAUAUAAGGUUGCAUCUACUGAACAAUCAGGUUUACAAAUACUUAGGGAGAUUGAGGAUUUGGGACUCAUGAAAGUGACAGAACUUGGUUCUGACAAGGUGAAUGCAAGAAUCUCAAAGAGUAGCUUAUGUGGUUGGAAGAAAAGAAAGUUGCAUCAGGAUGAAACUACUAAAAAGUACCCAAAAGCUUGUUACAUGUUAGAUGAUAAUUCCAAAAAAGUGCUUUGUAAGUGGUUGCAAGAGUUGAGAUUUCCUGAUGGUUAUGUGUCUAACAUGGGAAGAUGUGUUGACAUGAACAAGCUUAAACUCUUUGAUCUUACUUCUACCGCAAUAACUGAGGAACACAUGAGACAAUUAGAAAGAAAUAUUCCUCUCAUCUUGACUAAGCUUGAGCGCAUUUUUCCUCCAAGCUUCUGGGAUUCUAUGGAACAUCUUCCCAUCCAUUUAGCUUAUGAAGCAUGUUUAGCAGGCCCAGUUCAAGAACGAUGGAUGAAACUUCAUGGGGUGAAGUAUGAUAUCAAAAAUAAGAAUAGAGUUGAAGGUUGUAUACGCAACGCAUGUUUGGUUAAAGAAUCAUCAACACUUUGUACGCACUACUUUAAGUCAGACAUUUUGACUAGAUAUAGAAAAGUGCCACGAAAUGCGGAUGAUGGUGGGGUUGGAGAGGACCAUCCUCAAAUUUUGUCUGUUUUCAAGCAUGUUGGUCGUGGUUUUGGUAAAAAGAAAAUAAGAAGAAUUUUUGAGGAUACCUUGAGACAAAUACAACCAUAUAUUCAAGAUAGUGAGAUUGAUGCUAAACUUGAAACAGAGUUUGCGUCUUGGUUUAAUCAAUAUGCACGUGAUCCUUCAUCUAGCAUUACCAAUCAAUUCAUGAAAGAUCUUGCAGAAGGGCCAUUGCAUAAGGUUCAACCCUUUAAUGGAUAUGUUGUAAAUGGUUACAAAUUUCACACUGAAGAAUACGGUUCAAUUAAAUCUACAAUGAAUAGUGGUAUAUGCAUUAAGGGCUCUAGUCACAGUGCAGAUGAGAUCGAUUAUUAUGGUAUAUUGACAGAAAUUCUGCAGCUAGAGUAUCAUGCAUUACCAUUUAAGCGAACCGUAUUAUUUAAAUGUUCUUGGUUUGAUCCAACACCAAAACAUGGUACAAGAGUACAUCCACAAUAUAAUCUUGUUGAUGUUAAUAGAAGAAGAACUUUUAAUAAAUAUGAGCCAUUUAUUAUGGCUGUGCAAGCUUCUCAGGUGUAUUUUGAAACAUAUCCUUCAAUAAAGAGGACACAGAAUGAUUGGUUAGCUGUCAGAUAA
Molecule: messenger RNA, 1758 nt
Organism: Solanum stenotomum
Lineage: Eukaryota; Viridiplantae; Streptophyta; Magnoliopsida; Solanales; Solanaceae
Exons: 7
Coding region: 1-1758 (585 amino acids)
Source: RefSeq, a predicted model, not a curated record